This is a messenger RNA of Poecile atricapillus (Black-capped chickadee), 1674 nucleotides long. It is a transcript of the gene UBE2Q1, whose product is annotated as ubiquitin conjugating enzyme E2 Q1. NCBI's taxonomy places the organism in Eukaryota, Metazoa, Chordata, Aves, Passeriformes, Paridae. Bases 56 to 1282 code for a protein of 408 amino acids. The transcript is spliced from 13 exons. The record is from RefSeq and is a predicted model, not a curated record.
GGCUCCGGGGCUGCGGCGGCGGCGGCGGCGGCGGAGCGGGUCCCUCCAUGGGAAGAUGCAGCGGGCGGGGCCGGAGGAGGCGGCGAGGGCGCAGGCGGCGGCGGGGGGACCCGGGCGGAGCGGGGCCGAGGUGGCGGCGGCCCCCGCCGGGCGGCUCCUGAGGCGGGAGCUGCGGCUGCUCGAGUCCAUCUUUCACCGCGGCCACGAGAGGUUCCGCAUCGGCAGCGCCUGUCCGGACGAGAUCAGCUGCGAGUUCGUCCCGGGGGCCGGGGCCCGCGCCGGCGCCUCCGCCUCCCGGGGGCCGCCGCCGGGACCCGUCCGUAUUCACUGCAACAUCACGGAGUCUUAUCCAGCUGUUCCCCCAAUAUGGUCUGUGGAGUCAGACGAUCCCAACCUGGCAGCUAUCCUGGAGAGGCUGGUGGAAGUCAGGAAAGGAAAUACGUUGCUUUUGCAGCACCUGAAGCGAAUAAUCUCUGACCUGUGCAAACUCUACAAUCUCCCCCAACAUCCAGAUGUUGAAAUGCUGGACCAGCCUCUGCCAGCAGAACAGAGCACCCAGGAAGAGGUGUCCUCUGAAGAGGAAGAUGAAGAGAUGCCAGAGGACACUGAGGACUUGGACCACUAUGAGAUGAAAGAGGAAGAGCCGGCAGAUGGGAGAAAGACAGAGGAUGAAGGCAUUGGAAAAGAAAACCUGGCCAUUUUAGAGAAAAUAAAAAAGAACCAGAGGCAAGAUUACUUAAAUGGUGCAGUGUCUGGGUCUGUUCAGGCCACUGACCGGCUAAUGAAGGAGCUCAGGGAUAUUUACCGAUCACCAAGUUUCAAGGGCGGAUACUAUGCAGUUGAACUAGUGAAUGACAGCCUGUACGAUUGGAACGUCAAACUCCUGAAGGUUGAUGAGGACAGCGCUUUGCACAAUGAUCUCCAAAUCCUCAAAGAGAAAGAAGGAACAGAUUUCAUCCUCCUCAACUUCUCUUUUAAAGAUAACUUUCCUUUUGAUCCACCAUUUGUAAGGGUUGUAUCCCCGGUGCUGUCAGGGGGGUAUGUUUUGGGUGGCGGUGCCAUCUGCAUGGAGCUGCUUACGAAACAGGGCUGGAGUAGUGCUUACUCCAUCGAGUCAGUGAUCAUGCAGAUCAGUGCAACGCUGGUGAAAGGGAAAGCGCGAGUACAAUUUGGAGCCAACAAGAACCAGUACAGCCUGACAAGAGCACAGCAGUCCUACAAGUCCCUGGUUCAGAUCCAUGAGAAGAAUGGCUGGUAUACACCACCCAAGGAGGAUGGCUAGUGUGGAUGCUGCAGGACCAAUCUGAAUAUCUUCUGGAUGCUCUGCUUGGAUCUUAGUGAUGCCUCUUGGCUUUCUCCCAGGAUGUAAUAGCUCUGCCUGUUGCAGGACAAUACUGGCUGUUCAAAACUCUAAAUAACUGUUUAAGGAGUUGGACUGACCCAGAACACUUGCUGGGCUCAUGCUAGCAGGCAUUCUUGUUAAAACAAACUCUUGAGCCUCUUGUAUUGCUGGAAACUUUUGAUUUUACUCCAGUCUAGAGCAUCCUCCUUACCUAUGCUAUGGAUUUAAUUUAUUUUCUUAUUUCAUGUACACUGCUUUUUUUUGUUACGGUGUAUGAUGGAUGUGUAUGGAAAAAUGUAUCUUUGGAGAAAAAUUACAGUUUGUUAAUUUGA